Molecule: messenger RNA, 1267 nt
Organism: Suricata suricatta (meerkat)
Lineage: Eukaryota; Metazoa; Chordata; Mammalia; Carnivora; Herpestidae
Gene: RBKS
Product: ribokinase
Exons: 8
Coding region: 170-1138 (322 amino acids)
Biological process (GO): D-ribose metabolic process
Molecular function (GO): ribokinase activity
Source: RefSeq, a predicted model, not a curated record
AUGGAGGGCCGUUGCGGGGGUGGGGUUAUUUCGGGCAGUCAGGUGGGCGACCCGCACAGGCGUGUGGAAGGCCCGCGUCGUUAGGGAGCGUAGGAGCGGCGUUUCUAGUUUCGGGGUCGGGCAAAGGGCAAAGGGCGGCCUCCGGGUUGGCGAGCACCUCCUUUUGGCCAUGGCGGCAUCUGGGGAACCCGGCCGGCAGUGGCAGGAGGAGGUGGCGGCGGUGGUAGUGGUGGGCUCCUGCAUGACCGACCUGGUCAGCCUUACUUCUCGCUUGCCCAAAACUGGUGAAACCAUCCAUGGACAUAAGUUUUUUAUUGGCUUUGGAGGGAAAGGAGCCAACCAGUGUGUCCAAGCUGCUAGGCUUGGAGCAAAGGCCUCCAUGGUGUGCAAGGUUGGCAAAGAUUCUUUUGGCAAUGAUUAUAUAGAAAACUUAAAACAGAAUGAUAUUUCUACAGAAUUUGCAUAUCAGACUCAAGAUGCUGCCACAGGAACUGCUUCUAUAAUUGUCAAUAAUGAAGGCCAGAAUAUCAUCAUAAUAGUGGCUGGAGCGAACUUACUUUUGAAUACCGAAGACCUGAGGACAGCAGCCAAAGCCAUCAGCAGAGCCAAAGUAAUGAUCUGCCAGCUAGAAGUAACUCCGGAAACUUCUUUGGAAGCCCUGACCAUGGCCCACGGCAGUGGAGUGAAAACGUUGUUCAAUCCAGCUCCUGCCAUUGCUGACCUGGAUCCUCGCUUCUACACCCUCUCAGAUGUGUUCUGCUGCAAUGAAACUGAGGCUGAGAUCCUAACCAGCCUCGCGGUCGGCAGCCCCGCAGACGCUGGGAAGGCUGCACAGGUGCUCCUGGGAAGGGGGUGCAAGGUCGUAAUCGUCACCUUGGGUGCUGAAGGCUGUGUGAUGCUCUCACAGACAGAACCUGUCCCAAAGCACAUCCCCACAGAGAAAGUCACGGCUGUGGAUACCACGGGUGCUGGCGACAGUUUUGUGGGGGCUCUGGCCUUCUACCUGGCUUACUACCCCAGUCUGUCCUUGGAAGAAAUGCUCAGGAGAGCCAAUUUCAUCGCAGCAGUCAGCGUCCAGGCUGCAGGAACACAGUCAUCUUAUCCAUACAAGAAAGACCUGCCACUUGAUCUGUUUUGAUUGCUACUAACCCUAAAAUAAACGUACUUGGAAAUAAAAUGUACUUGGGGAAGGGGGCGGCCACUCAUAGCUAGCAGCUUACUAUAAAAUAUCCUCUUCUCUGCAAACAUGUUCAUUUAUGAAGUCAUA